AUGGGAUUCCCCGCGCGCGGCCGUGUUUUUAUCUCCAUCAUCACGCGCGCGCGCGUGGCAGCCCCGGCGGCGCCGCCCGCGCCGCCGCCGCGGCCCGCGACCUGGGCCGAGUUCGCGUUCCCCGCGGAGGGCGACGUGCUGGAGUUCUGCGAGCUCUGCGUCUGGCUCUUCGAGUGCUUCGUCUGCAUGGCCGGCUUCGCGAACCUCCAGACCUUCGCCAUCUACCCGCUCUACAGCACGGCCUUCGCGACGGCGCUCAUCAAGGGCGCCGAGUGCUUCGUCAUCGGCAAGUUCGCGCCGCCGCCGCCGGCGCCGGGCGCCGCGGACGAACGCGACGCGUCGCCGCCGCCGCGGCGCCGGACGCUGUCCUCGGGGUCCCACGGCUCGCCGAAGCGGAACCGCAAGGGCAGCCGCUGA
This is a messenger RNA of Aureococcus anophagefferens, 417 nucleotides long. RefSeq lists its product as hypothetical. The record is from RefSeq and is a predicted model, not a curated record. NCBI's taxonomy places the organism in Eukaryota, Pelagophyceae, Pelagomonadales, Pelagomonadaceae. The transcript is spliced from 2 exons. The coding region runs from base 1 to 417 and encodes 138 amino acids.